Messenger RNA from Elephantulus edwardii (Cape elephant shrew), 399 nucleotides. Its product is annotated as DNA repair protein SWI5 homolog. Bases 1 to 399 code for a protein of 132 amino acids. The record is from RefSeq and is a predicted model, not a curated record. NCBI's taxonomy places the organism in Eukaryota, Metazoa, Chordata, Mammalia, Macroscelidea, Macroscelididae. Gene Ontology annotation, biological process: double-strand break repair via homologous recombination. Gene Ontology annotation, cellular component: Swi5-Sfr1 complex; Swi5-Swi2 complex. The transcript has a single exon.
AUGCUGCAGACCCCGAAACGGGGACCCGGAACUCCAGGGCUUGGGAGAACUCAACCUUGCCUUUCCAAAAGUUGCCGAGAAGCCUUCCGAUCCCCCCAGCCAUCUCCUACGUCUGGCCAGGCUGAUGGGACCAUUGAGGAUUCUCAGCAGCUUGACAUCCAGAAACUGAAAGAGAAGAGGGACAUGCUGAAUAAAGAGAUCUCCCAAUUCGUGUCUGACCGCUACAGUGUGGCAGAGCUGGCGGGCCACGUUAGCCAACUCCACGAGUAUAAUGACAUCAAGGAUGUUGGCCGGACGCUACUGGGCAAGCUAGCUGAGAUCCGAGGGGUCACCACCAAAGAGCUGUAUCCAGAAUUUGCUCUGGACGUGGACGACUCGACAGAGGCUGUGGGCUCGUAG